Molecule: messenger RNA, 1293 nt
Organism: Candidozyma auris
Lineage: Eukaryota; Fungi; Ascomycota; Pichiomycetes; Serinales; Metschnikowiaceae
Exons: 1
Coding region: 1-1293 (430 amino acids)
Source: RefSeq, a predicted model, not a curated record
AUGGCUUCCAGGAUACUACGGCUCUAUAGAUAUAAAUCAGAUACUUCAGCACUUGCUGAGAGAUUUCAGCAGAUUCUUGACGAGAAAGUCCCGUCGACUCCAACCUCCUUAAUGGAUAAGGAGCCACGACUUCGAGAAAUGUAUGCUCAAUACACUAAGGAAAGUUCAGACAAAGAGUUCCAGCACAAAUACCAAAAAGAAUUAGCAUACGUGAAAAGUGAAAAUCUUUUGAGGACUAAAGAGGCAAGAGACCUUGCUGACACAAUCACGAACCCACCGUGGAGAGGUACUGAAAGGGUAGAGGACACGGCUCUUCGAAUGCUCGUGGAUUCUGCUCCCAAGGCCAAAGCAAUGCCGAGACAGAAAACUAUCAUAUCGCCACAGGUUCCUACUAAAGAGCGUAUUGCCAAUGCUAGAGAGUCCAGUUUGGAUUAUAAGGUAUCGAAGACCAAGACGCCUGAGGAGGCUGAGAAGGACAACUUCAGAGAAAUGUACAAGGAGAGGUUGAUGGGUCCAUCGAUGUUUAUAGAUGCAACGUCGCCAAGAACCACGCUUGGAAUGGUAACAUCGCUAGCGGAUGCCAGAAUCAACGCAAAGAUCGAUCAAAAAAGUGGGAAGUUCAACAGUCCAGAGAUGGAUGCCGUCAGGGGAAAGCCGCUUGAUCGCCAAAGAUUGGCUAAUAGCACAGACACCAAUUUUUUUGUGAAUGAGAUUCUCAACUCACAAGAAUGCUUACCGCCUUGGAUCGAAAGCCAGCAAGGCGUGGAAAAGGAGAAACAAGUGUUUCGUCUAGAUUUGCAGAAAAAGUGGUUCAAUAUCAUCAUUACUCAUCUACUGAACAACCAUGGCCAAUCAAAAUCCGAGAUUCUUGCUAAGGUAGCCCCUGAUAGUUCAUACUUACAGAAGGAAUUGUAUAUGCCAGAGUUUCGUCGUCUAUACUAUCCCUAUAUCUCCGCUAAGGUCGACGAUCUCAACAAGGGCAUUCGCAAUUAUAACUUACAGUGUCCAUCCUCGAGCUUGCACAAGUGGAAGAUGACUCCUGAGAAUGAGAUAAGUAUGCUGUACGACGCAGUGAUAAAGAAUUUGACCGCACUCGUCGAUGAGUGGGUUGAAAGGCAAAAUCAAAGACGACAGAUAACCCCUCAAAAACUUAAUGCUGGAAGGUCAAUGCUCGGUCUUUUCGAGCUGGCUAAAGGCUCCUAUGGCUCGGGUAGUCACUAUCAAAUAAUAGAGAGGCCAACAGAAAAAAUGGAAUUCUGGAAGCUGGUGAAGUCAAUCUUCAAACCUGUUUGA